CUAGUCCCCUUUCCUUCUGUUAUCCAUGCAAGAGUGAAAGCGAAAACAGUCUCCGCGCCUGAACAGGUGAAGCACACUGCUGCAGGGACUUUUGCCUGGGAGACACUGACUUUCUUCCUCGUACGGGCUGUUUUCAAUAAAGCCCCCUGGAAAUCCAGAAGAUGAGGAGGAGAGCCUCACUGUAGGGAGAGGGAUCAGCUGCCAGGCUCUCAGGAGAGCAAGGAACUGCUGCUGCCAGCUAAACCAGUUACUCCUCCUCCUACUAAAAACCAGAUACCUGAGCCCAGUGAAAAAAUGGCGUCUCCAGCAGAACCAGCCUCCCCAGUACAAAGCACUGAGGAUGAAGGAACGGAUUCUGUUUCUGAUCUGAAUAGCUCACCGGUGAACAAUCUGGAGGCAAAGAGCCCCGAAAGUGCUCUCAAAAGAAUGUUAAGCUUCAGGAGAAGUAAACGAAGUCCAGCCAAAGACAAAGCAAGCGAAGACUCUGGCACCCUGAGACGAAACAAAGGUUUUACACUGAAAGGCUUCAAACAAAAUGAAGAGGGCAGCAGUGCUAAAAACAUGACCAACAGCAGUGUGGACAAGAGUGGGGAGAAUACAGGGGCAGAGCCCAUUCUCGCAGUUACUCCUCCUCCUUCUGAAAAUCAGAUACCUGAGCCCAGUGAAAAAAUGGCGUCUCCAGCAGAACCAGCCUCCCCAGUACAAAGCACUGAGGAUGAAGGAACGGAUUCUGUUUCUGAACUGAAUAGCUCACCCGUGAACAAUCUGGAGGCAAAGAGCCCCGAAAGUGCUCUCAAAAGAAUGUUAAGCUUCAGGAGAAGUAAACGAAGUCCAGCCAAAGACAAAGCAAGCGAAGACUCUGGCACCCUGAGACGAAACAAAGGUUUUAUACUGAAAGGCUUCAAACAAAAUGAAGAGGGCAGCAGUGCUAAAAACAUGACCGACACCAGUGUGGACAAGAGUGGGGAGAAUACAGGGGCAGAGCCCAUUCUCUCAGUCAUGGAAAUAAAUGAACUUAUUCAGAAAAAGCAACUUUUGGAGGCAUUUGCAAGCAUCAGGUGUUUGGAGAAAGAAGUUAUAACUGAAAAAGAGGCCAAGAAAUAUGAAGACAAUCCUACAGAAUAUGCCCGGAAAGCCAAGGAUGUGGAUUUGCUUUGUAACUCUGUUGCUAACUCAAUCAGAUCCAUUGUGGAGGAAACACUUGAUCAGUGCGAUAUAGAUGAAAGUCUGUUGACUUCUAUGGUGACCGUAAUCUCCAAGGAAGAAAAAGUUCAUGCUGAUGUACAGAGCCCCAGCUCUUCAGAAUCGGACGGGGUUGGCAGACCCAGAAAAUGGCGAGACGUGUGGAAGGAAGCUGUCAGAGGGAGUGCUGAAAAGAGAGUCCGUAACGUGCCUAUUUCAUUGAAGGAGGACAAUGAUUCUUGGCUCGCUAUCCAUUUAGGGUUCCUCAGAAAAUGUGUUAUUGAAGAUUUAUUGAAAAUCAAGCAGUCAUUACAAAAGUGUUACCCAGAUGAUUAUAAAGUUUGUGGAAGAUACGUGGAGUCCUUUCACGGAGCCAUUUCUUCACACCUGCAAAAUCUCUUGCAGAGACCCUUGGAAUUCAAUGAACUUUACGCAUUACUUGAUUGGGUUGUUAACACGUACUAUAGCAAAACUCUCCUGGGACACCCUGAUCUCCAAGCGGAGGUAAAGACUGAGAAUCUCCCUCAGUUGUUACCAUCAGAAACUUGGGAUAAACUGAAAAAGGACUACAAGGAUUCUCUAGCGGAGAAAAUAAAGCACUAUUUGGAUAACAUUCUGAAGCUGGAGACCAGAAAAAAGUGGAAGGAGGAAAAGCAGCCAGAAACCUCACAAACCGAGUACGACUCAUCGCUGUCCUUGGAUAUUCAAACGUUCAUUGGACAGCAUAAGAACGAAUCUGGCAAAAUCUUGGGAAGUCUGGAAACUGCAACUCUUGAGAUCAGCAUAAGAGAACUGAGAGAAUUCAUACCAAGAUUCAGGAAGGCAUUUGUGGAGUGGUACAAAGAGAGAGAGGAUUUGUUGUUUGUGCCAUAUUUAGUAGCCUACGUUAACAGCUUCCGUGAUUUGAUGAGAGGCUUACAAACAACAUUUAACGCUGACACUACAGAACUGGAAAAUGUCCUGACUGAUGUGACAAUGAGCUUCAGAAAGGAUGUUCUUGAUAAAUUAAAACAAAAAACGCAGCCACUCUUUAAGAAAAUUCUGACCAAUGCAUGGAUGUUAAAUAGUGAAAUACUGGACUCAGUAAUGUCAGCAACUGUACAAUUUUGCCAACACCUAAAACAUUUAGAGCAGCCUGUUAACAAGGAUUUUCUAGGGGAUGCUCACAAGUACGUGGUGAGAGAGUACAUCACACAGGCUAUCAAACCGAGAAAGAGAAUGAAGAGAGCCAAGCGGGAAAAGGUUGGCAAAAAGAUGAAGGAAGAAGCUACUGUCAUACAUAAGCACUUCAAAGAGCUGGGCUCUGAUGUGGAUUGGCUUAAUUCUGCCAUUCAUUACAUUGCAAACAUAAUUUCCGAGAAGAACAGAUGCAAAAUCAAGGAAUAUAUUGAGGAAAUAUGUCAGGCUUAUCCAGAUGUCAGAAAGGAACAUAUUGAAGCUGUUCUCACCUGUCGAGGAUUGGACCGGAACAAGAAAAAGUCCAUUAUUCAGAAAAUAGACAAACUCCAAGAAAAUGCAGAAAGCGCGGCUGAUAGAACACUCUUUGCCGACAUUGACACUCCAACUCUUGUCACAUGCUUUUAAAGCCCAGCUAGACAACAGAAAUAAAAGCAUCCAAAAUUUUUACAGUUCUUCUAAGUCAUGUUCCUAAACAUGACUCCUGCUCCUCCCUGCCCAUAACUCAAAGCAUUGUAACAGAUGUACAGAAAUUGACUCUCAUUUCUAGAAGACAAGGACAAUGGAGGAGUCAAUAUAUUGCACAAAGAGGUCCCUAAGCAAGCCCUGAUAAAUACCUAGAGAAUAGUUAUCAAUGAUUCACAGUUGAGCUGGAAGGGCAUAUCAAGCAGGGUCCUGCAGGGAUCUGUCCUGGGUCAGGUUCUAUUCAAUAUCUUCAUAAAUUAUUUGGAUCAUGGCAUAGAGAAUACACAUACAAAAUUUGCAGAUUAUACCAUGCUGGGGUUGCAAGCAGUUUGGAGGACAAGAUUAGAAUUCAAAAUGAUCUUGACAAACUGGAGGAAUGGUCUGAUAUAAACAAGAUGAAAUUCAGUAAGGACAAAGGAAAAAAGUGUUCCAAUUAAGAAGGAAGAAGCAAUUGCACAAAAUGAGAAGGGACUGCCUAGGAAGGAGUACCGCAGAGAGGAUCUGGAGUUUGUAGUGUAUCAACAAACUAAAUAUGAGUCAACAAUGUAAUACUGCUGCAAAAAAGGCAAACAUCAUUCUGGGAUUUAUUAGCAGAAAUGUUGCAAGGAAGACACAAGAAGCAAUUCCCACGUUCUACUCAGCACUGAUAAGGCCUCAGCUGCAGUAUUGUGUCCAGUUUAGUGCCCUCCACAUUGGGAAAGAUGUGGACAAAUUAGAGGAAGUCCAGAGGAGAGCAACAAAAAUGAUUAAAGGUCUAGAAAACAUGACCUAUGAGGGAAGAUUGAAAAAACAAGACCGGGGGUGGGGGAGAGGUAUGAUAACAGUCUUCAAGUAUGUAAAAGAUUGUUACAAAGAAGAGAGUAAUAAAUUCUUCUUUUUAACCACAGAGGACAGGACAAGAAGCAAUAGACUUAAAUAGCAACAAGGGAGGUUUAGGUUGGAAAUUAGGAAAAACUUCCUAACUGUCAUGGUUGUUAAGCACUGGAACAAAUUACUUGGGAGGUUGUGGAAUCUCCAUCAUAGGAGGUUUUUAUGAAGAGGUUGACAAAAAACCAUUUAAGGAUGGUCUAGGCUUACUUGGUUUUGCCUCAGUGCAGGGCCCACUUCCUUUCCCGCAAGUAGGGCCUCCCCCCCCAAUCGCUUCCCAGUAGGUCUGGGUAGGGUAACCUCCCCACUACCCCUACCUGCUGCCACUGGAAAUGCCCCUGGACCUCCAGGGGAACUCGGGCUAUCCGAUAGCUCCAGGUGUCCCCAUGGACACACCGAAGGGCUACCUUUGUCCCCAGAACCAUCCAAUGUGUCUUCACCAGACCCUUACCGACCAGUGAGCAGGUGGAGGCAGAGCCCACCAAACCCUUUUGGGGCUUCCCCCCACCAACACGGGAUUGGUGGUUAAGGGCCAAUUUUCCUGGUUCCCCCCACCCCCCAGUCCACCCACAAAAGUCUGCUAGCCCACACUCCAUUUGAGGGCAGUCCUGUUUUUUUAUGGCCAGGGCGCCCGCACUGCCAACAGGUCAGGAAGGCAAAGGACUUGGGGGCCUUGGAGCCGACCCUGAAGUUGGGGUAUCUAGGCACCCAGCAAUCUCAGAGAGAGGUCCAGAAGGGGCAAGGGAACACUCAGACAAAGCCUGAACAGGACUGUGGACUCUGUCAGGCUAAGGGACAUGUGUGGGAGACCUGCCCCUACCGUGGAGGUGAGGCCUAAGAACCCCGGGGAGGACCCGCAGGAACCAACAGCGGUAGAAAAAGAAACCCCUCCGAAGGGCCAAUAUGUCCGGCCGAGAAGAGGCCGGAGCUGGUUGAGCCUGAGGGCUCAUUAAAGGUGGGAGGUGAGUCACAGGGCAGAGGUAUAAAACCUUUGACUGCCCUGUUAAAGAGCCGGCUUCCACCUGUUUCCCUGUAGGGUGGCCAGGUGUAUGUAGGGUGACCAGAUCGCAGGAAGUGAAAUAUCAGGACACAUUG
This is a messenger RNA of Chrysemys picta bellii (western painted turtle), 4785 nucleotides long. RefSeq names its product exocyst complex component 3 like 4 (gene EXOC3L4). The record is from RefSeq and is a predicted model, not a curated record. Gene Ontology annotation, biological process: exocyst localization; exocytosis. NCBI's taxonomy places the organism in Eukaryota, Metazoa, Chordata, Testudines, Emydidae. Gene Ontology annotation, cellular component: exocyst. Gene Ontology annotation, molecular function: SNARE binding.